This is a messenger RNA of [Torrubiella] hemipterigena, 6189 nucleotides long. Lineage: Eukaryota; Fungi; Ascomycota; Sordariomycetes; Hypocreales; Clavicipitaceae. The record is from the annotation of a GenBank genome assembly.
CACUGCAUCAGCACCCCACGGCCCCAACCGAGCCAGAAACUCCGUCAUCCCCGUCUUUUGGAUUUCCAUCUGAUUCUCGAGCCCGCGCUUCCCUUUUUCCUUCUUCCAUCGUGUCCAUUUCCAUUAUUCACCCUUACAACAAUCGUCUUGUAUCCUAUUGUUCUUCACUAGUCUGCUUUUCUGCCUCUACCAACACUCUCGCCACUCCUCCUCCUCCUCGUCCCCCGCAUUCACACUCUCUGCCCAUCAUGUCCUUCAUGGGUGGCGCCGAGUGCUCCACGGCCGGAAACCCUCUGAGCCAGUUCCAGAAGCACGUCCAAGAUGACAAGACCUUACAGCGCGAUCGCCUCGUCGGCAGAGGCCCCAAUCAGAUGAACGGCUUCCGCAGCCAGGCCGCCAAUGCUCCCCAAGAUGAGAUGAUGAACGGAUUCCUCAACAACGGCCCCGGCCUUCAACAAGAAUUCCCCAUGCAGGCCGGCCCUGCUCACAUGAACCCGAUGCAGCAUGCUCCCAUGCGCGCCAGCUCUGCGUCGCCAUCAUGGGCGGCCGACUUCAACUCACAGCCUGGCAUGGAGUCUGCCUUUAAGCCCCCGCCUGGUGCUCACUUCAACCCCGAGGAGUUUGCCCGCUUCCAGCAAGCCAAUGGCCAGGCCUCCUCGGCCCGCGCCAGCCCCAUGCAGCAGACUGGCAUGCCUAUGCAAAGCGGAAUGCCAAUGCAGAUGCACCGGCCCAUGAUGUAUGGCGGUAUGCAGCAGAUGGGUUACCAGCGCCCCAUGAUGCAGCAGAUGCAGCCGGAACUCGCCGAGCAGCAGCAGAUGGGUAAAGGCAAGGGCAAACUUGUCGAGCUUGAUGAGAACCAGUGGGAAGAGCAGUUUGCGCAGCUCGAGCUGCAAGACAAAGAGGCCGCCGAAAAGGCCAAAGAAGACGAAGAGGCCCAGGCCGGCGAGCGCGAGCUAAACGACAUUGACAACAAGCUUGCCUCGGAAACUAAUGAGUUCGGUGACUUUGAAUCCCUUUGGCGCGGAAUCCAAGCUGAGAAUGAUACUGCUAGUGACUUUGACUUCGACGCCUUCGACAAGCAAUGGACCAACGACGUCAUGCCCGAUUUCCAGGGUCUCGGCGACUGGGGCCGCUUCGGCGAUCCAGUGGUUGAGAACUACCUGUUCGAACAAGACAACUUUUUCCAAGACGAAAAGAACGCCUUUGAGGAGGGUGUGCGUGUCAUGAAGGAGGGUGGCAACCUUUCUCUUGCAGCCCUCGCCUUUGAAGCCGCCGUCCAGCAGAACCCCGAGCACGUCGACGCCUGGGUCUAUCUCGGCACCGCACAGGCGCAAAACGAAAAGGAAACCGCUGCCAUCCGCGCCCUCGAGCAAGCCCUCAAGCUCGACCCCAACAACCUGGCGGCCCUCAUGGGACUCGCCGUCUCUUACACAAACGAGGGCUACGACUCCACGGCGUACCGCACGCUCGAGCGGUGGCUGUCGGUUAAGUACCCCAACGUGCUGGACCCCAAGGACCUGCAUCCCGCCGCGGACAUGGGCUUCACGGACCGCCAGCAGCUGCACGACAAGGUCACCGACCUCUUCAUCAAGGCCGCCCAACUCAGCCCCGACGGCGAGCACAUGGACCCCGACGUCCAGGUCGGACUCGGCGUUCUGCUCUACGGCGCCGAAGAGUACGACAAGGCCGUCGACUGCUUCCGGUCCGCGUUGCACUCGUCCGAGGUGGGCACCACCAACCAGCAGGAGCAGCUUCACUUGCUCUGGAACCGCCUCGGCGCGACGCUCGCCAACAGCGGCCGCUCCGAGGAGGCCAUUGACGCCUAUGAAAAGGCGCUCUCGAUUGCCCCCAACUUUGUCCGUGCCCGCUACAACCUCGGCGUCAGCUGCAUCAACAUCAACUGCCACCAGGAAGCCGCCUGCCACUUCCUUGCUGCCCUCGAGAUGCACAAGUCCAUUGAGAAGUCGGGCCGUAGCAAGGCCUACGAGAUCCUCGGCGAGGGCAAUGCUGCCCAGGUCGACGAGACGCUUGACCGCAUGUCGGCGCAGAACAGAAGCAGCACUCUCUACGAUACCCUGCGCAGGGUCUUUACGCAGAUGGGCCGUAGGGAUCUCGCUGAGAAGACGGUCCCCGGUGUUGAUCCUGACGUCUUCCGCCCCGAGUUUGACUUUUAGAGUAAAAGUUUAGACUGACAAAAAGACAAUAUAAUGAUUACGACGAUAACCACAAAAAAAGACGAGCAAGAGGAAGGCUGAGGCGUCUUUCAUUACCACCUAUUUUUAUUGUUACCUUUUUCAGAAAGCAUAUCGUACUCUGCUUCACUCAUUCGUUUUUCUUUUAAGCAUAUACGGGGAGGAGCCUUGAGCACUCCGUCGUUUUCAUUUCCUGAUAUCUUUGUUUCGGGCUGAGCUCCCGCUGUACAUUUUACCUCUUAGGCUAUUUGGUUUAUAGAUGACACAAAAACCUCGGCAUUCAAACACAAACACACACAAACAGAAACUGUACAUGUUGUACUGUGACAUGUACUGUGAUUGCGUAGAUGGUUUGCGUAUCGUCCAAGUGUUGCGUCAACGGGUUGAGUGUUCCUCACAUGACAAAUUCUAUUACUGCGGCUCCAAGGAGUGAAUGGAUGCUGUUUAAGGAGAAUGCUCGGGAUGUGUCUCGUACGACAGCCACUACUGGUCCAUCAUCACCAUGUCAAAGCGUAACCUUCUAUCCACCACCCCACCGCGGCUCGUACAGGCCGACGUCGACGACUCCCAGCGUCUUUUACGAUCCCUAGAAUAUGACACCUGACAGCGUUCCCAGUUCUGGACGGGCUAGCUGCCCGCUAAACCCGUAAACAGAACGUCCUUUACAGCUAGCGCCCGUCCCGACAACCCUUCUUCGUGAAAGAAGAAAAGGCGGCCUGUGAGACAUCCAUGUGAUACCCCCAUUUGGCCCAACGCUGAACCCGCUAGACUUCCCUAGCUCAGGCGCUUCUGGUGUAACUAUGGUGAAUAUGCUACCCUGACAUUAGGAGGGGUGUUUGCAUGUUUCUCCAGGGUUCUCUGUCUUUCCCCGCCGUAUGCUGGAAAGAGCAGCCUGUCGCUGUGUAAGUCGUGUCUCGCCCGCCGACGAUGCGGAGGAGACACAGGCAGGGGCGUUGGUGGCAACAACACGGGCGCUAGAAAGAUGAUCUGUAUGUGCCAAAAACAUGGGAAUUUGGCCGUUUCAUGAAACCACAUACACAGACGUAAAUAAUCAAACACCGAAGCUCAUCGGGACGGGAUACCCACCCACCACUACCAGCCAGCCGGUGUUUAAGACAGGCACGUUUGCCACACGCGGCAUCUGGGAAAGGCAGGCAAGACAAUCGGGGGUUACAGGUCAGUUUUCGGGGGCCUUUAGAGUCGUAAAUGUCUUGCUGGUGGAUAGGCGAACGGCUUUUUGCUGCGCAUGUCUUGGAAUUUUGUCGUAGGCUAGGGCGUGGCUGCAGUACAGCACAUGCCACCCUUCUGCUUGAUCCUUUGAGAGGGAAAAAAAAAAUCUGUGGAGGGGUCUUUUGAACAGCCUGGAGCCCCUAGACGGAAUAGAUUGCUUAGCUUGAAGAGGAGGGGGCGUACAAUACAGCAGCACAGAAGAGGCAAGAUGCUUUCUCGGCUCGAGCAGGACAUCUUACGAUUCGGCUUCUUUUUCUGGUUGCGGCCCGCGCGCAUGGGCGUCUGGGCCGGGAAAGCCUAUUUAGCUUUGAGAGUUGCGCGGAGUUAAUCUAUGUUGCAACAUGCUUAUAUGAUAAUGCUACCCGCGCUCGCACGAUUGAUGAGCAAGCGGGAAUCUUGAGGCGCGCAUCGCGAGGAGCGGGUGCGUGCGCCGAUUCGAUAUCUCGGUUUGAAUGGCGCUAGUGAGACGACGGCACCGAUGCACACGCCUUGCCAAUCAAGUUUGACGCAAGGUUUAACUGGAUGGUUACAUAGCGUUCAGGUCUAACUGGCGGUUGACAACGAGCUUUGCAUACUUGCAAAGAUAAAAAACGAAAGUCAAUACAAGGACAGGCUGAGCGGCUUUCAUGCCGUAACCGUGACAAACUCGGGCCAGUCUCUAGGAAUAGUCUAACUGUGGUAGGCACAUCGGGGUACCUGCAUGCUGAUGGCCGUCGCCUCGGUUGGCUUCCCAAUUAUUGGCAAUACGUGGAGGUGGCACCGUGGUAAAUUCGUUUCUUGAUUUAUUUUUUAUGCAGCGAAACGAUGGCAAUGCGCGUGAUGGGGUGCCGCUCAAUAGUUUGGCUGUUUGGUGACGCCCAGUGGAUGAAGCAUGACUUGCGUUGUGUUUGCUUUUGUGAUAGGCUUAUGGCUUGUUCCUGGCAAGCCGCAAACCGUAACAGUAAGGCCAAUCAGACUACGUCACACUAUUGCUCUGAAAUCUCAGUCGCUAUUCCAAAUAAUUCAGAACCAGAAAGGAUUCGCAGGUAUGCGUGGAGGCAACUGUAGCAGCCUGGCCCCCGCUGUGUUCAGCCAUCUUUCAAAGCCACGAGCUCUCGCAAGGUGCAAACGUGGAAACAAAAUGGGCAGAGAGGGGGUAUCUGUUUUGGACGACUGUGGAGGCAAUAGGCGGCAAGUUGGGUCACUGAAACAACCUGCCCGAGACAUGGCCUGUUUUUCUGUUGCCCCAUGGCCAUGGCCACGGCCUUCGCAGUCGGAUCCAAUCCCAUACUGUUGCCGGCCGCUGUGAAAACGUGACAGGACAUUCCAGUCCAAGUCGAUGCCAGGGUCCGUUUUCACAGGCUACUGUCCUAGGGUGAGGCGUCGCUUGAUACUGAUACCCUGUUGGUGCUUAACAGCCAAACCGACUCUCCCAUAAUGGCACGAACAGGUAUCCACGACGUUGGCGUCUGGCGUGUGUCUAAUAUCCAAUAACGCACCCAAUAAUCUGGGUCACGCCCAUCAUCAUAUAAUUAAAAAAGAAAAUAAAGUGACGUCCAUUACAAGUGAACUGUAACACUGCACGUCUGCUUUGCUUAAUUGACGACGCCACGAGGCCGGGAAGCAAAAAGCAAGCUGACGCUCCGCCUGGUGGCACGGGAAGCACAGCACCCGUUUUACCGUCGCGUGGCCAUGCAGGAUCCUGUUUGCGCCAUCAGGCAGGUCAAAAAAGCAAUUCUUGAAAGCCAGGAACGCAAACCCAAUCAAUAACAGACAGCCGAGCCUACACAAAAGCGGACCUUUUUCCGCGUCGCCGUUCGGCCAUAUUGUCGGAGCUAGAACGAGGGUUCAAUUUGAAAGGUCUACCGCUGGGGUAAUACAGCAGCGAAUUAGAAGAUUGUAAGCGUGUCGUCAGCUCUCCCCGCUUGAGAAGCUGUUGAAAUUGGAGGAGGCUGGUGAUCCGUACUGCAAGAUCUCGCCGUGAAUUCCGCCCACCGGAAGGCCUAAUUAGCCCUGCAAGCUGCUUAUUGAUAUGUAGCAAGUCACACCGCCCGUGUAAAGUCGCAGUCCCGUCCACCACAACGUCAAUUCAAGUGGAACAGGCAACAAAGGCUCGAGUUGGCAUAAAGGGUACCAAAGCGAAGCUGAGCUUUCUCGUAUGGAUGCUGCUGCGGCCCAAUUGGCGUAACCGCCUGGUUGCCAUGCCGGUUGAUUUGAGGAGAUGCAAGAGACCCAUCGGACCGCCAGCAUCAACUCAGCCAUUGCAGCGCAGAUCGAGGGAUGCGGCAGGGCCCCGGACCAAUUAAGACUAAAAGCUCAUCACUGCAUAUGCUUGCCAAAACCGUUUCGCACAGGCUCACAGGUGUGCAAGGGUGCCAGUGGGUUUUGUUAGUAAGAGGUAUUCGGCCCAUGUGCACAAAAACGCCCGUAGGCAGAUUGGUGGUCUGUCAGAUGUGUCUGGCACGUAUUUGCGCCGUACCAAAUGGGCUGACAACGACUCAUGUUUUUGCACAUGUCUUCUAAGAGACGGGUGCGAUCUGUUCAGUAAAUCCAUCGCCGGCUCGAACUGGUUGUGUCAAUUGCCGACCUCCCAAUCGAGUAGCGAUUGACUUUGUCAGCGCAGCGUGCCCCUUUCUCGGCCGCCGUUUCGGCCGCUGCCUGUUGGUAACCAUCCCGCAUGUAAUAUCGCCGAGCAGGGCAAAGCAACGGUGGGCGAAAGCAAAUCGGUCUUGUCUCACCGAGUAGGCAAGGCGCCCAUUACAUUCAGCGGGGUUCAUGAUAAGAUCAU